Acanthochromis polyacanthus (spiny chromis) is the source of this 1005-nucleotide messenger RNA. Its product is annotated as major histocompatibility complex class I-related gene protein-like. The record is from RefSeq and is a predicted model, not a curated record. Lineage: Eukaryota; Metazoa; Chordata; Actinopteri; Pomacentridae. Gene Ontology annotation, biological process: immune response. Gene Ontology annotation, cellular component: external side of plasma membrane. The coding region runs from base 1 to 1005 and encodes 334 amino acids. The transcript is spliced from 5 exons.
AUGCCCGGCAGCAGCCGACCACGCAAGUUUCAGUGUUGUAUGAAACACUCCUUGAAAUUUUUCCUCACUGCAACUUCUGGAGUGCAAGACAUCCCAGAGUUUAUGGGUUCUGCACUGGUUGAUGGAGUUCAGGCGGGUUACUGUGACAGCAACAUCAAGACGGCUGAACCCAAACAGGACUGGGCGAGAAAGUUCAUGAAAGACAAUCCACAACAACUGGAGUUCUACGUUAACGAAUGCUAUAGACUGCGGGACUUCCUCAAAGCCACCAUUGGCAGCUUGAUGAAACGCCUAAACCAAACUGGAAGUGUCCACGUCCUACAGAGAAUGUACGGCUGUGAAUGGGAUGAUGAAACUGGAGAAAUCAGCGGUUUUAAUCAAUAUGGAUACGAUGGUGAAGACUUCAUAGCACUGGACCUGCAGACGCUGACAUGGAUCGCUCCAAAACCACAAGCAUUCAUCACCAAACUGAAAUGGGAUGCAGACAAAGCUAGACUAGAGUUCAAUAAAAACUUCUACACCUACAUGUGCCCUGACUGGCUGAAGAAAUAUGCACAGUACGCGAGGAGUUCUCUGCAAAGAAGAGAUCUUCCCUCAGUGUCUCUCCUCCAGAAGACUCCCUCCUCUCCAAUCACCUGCCAUGCUACAGGUUUCUACCCUGACAGAGCUGACUUGUUGUGGAGGAAAGAUGGAGAGGAGCUUCAUGAGGACGUGGACAAAGGAGAGAUCCUCCCCAACCAUGAUGGAACCUUCCAGAUGAGUGUUGACCUGAACAUCUCAUCAAUCGCUCAUGAAGACUGGAAGAAGUACGACUGUGUGUUUCAACUGUCUGGUGUCAAAGAUGACAUCAUCACCAAACUGGAAAAAUCAAAGCCUAUGCCUAGUAGGGUUUCUUGUUCAGGGUUUCCUGCUGGUGCUGCCAUUGGAGUAGUUGUAGGUCUGCUGCUGUUGCUCUGCAUCGCUGGACUCUUCCUCUGGAGAAAGAAGACUAACGGUACACAGUAA